Molecule: messenger RNA, 617 nt
Organism: Erigeron canadensis
Lineage: Eukaryota; Viridiplantae; Streptophyta; Magnoliopsida; Asterales; Asteraceae
Product: cytochrome b-c1 complex subunit 6-1, mitochondrial-like
Exons: 5
Coding region: 191-400 (69 amino acids)
Biological process (GO): mitochondrial electron transport, ubiquinol to cytochrome c
Source: RefSeq, a predicted model, not a curated record
UCUAGACGUGAAUCCAGGGGCUUGCAAUAUAAUCAGGCCCAACAACUCAAAGAAUAAAAAGUAACCACCCUUCUCCCCCUAGUCUUUCGGUUGACGGCUGCUCUUUUCAGACCCUCUCUAAUUUUGAAGACAACGUGUUUCCUAUUCAGCAGGUUUUUCAGAUUGUACAAGGUUGUUUUCCUGUAUCACUAUGUCGGACGAAGAACCCGUUGAUCAGAAGAAGUAUUUUGAAGAUUUAUGCAAACCUAAAUGUGUUAGAGCUUGGCUUGACUAUCAGGGAUGUGUGAAAAGGGUUCAGGCUGACGAAACUGGCCACAAACAUUGCACUGGACAAUACUUUGAUUAUUGGCAAUGUGUUGACAAAUGUGUUGCACCUAGGCUAUUUGCUAAGCUAAAGUAAUGAGAUAUAUGUCAGGAUAUGACACAUUUACUCUUCUCUUUUUGUUCGCAUUAAAACUCCGUUUUUUUUGGUACAACCAAUACCUUGAGUUGAAAAUGAAUAAGGAGUGACUUAGUUGCCAUGAAUUUAAUCAGUUAUGGUGGCCACACCUCGUUGUAAUUUGAUGUGAAUUAUUGGAGGAGGUCUUAAGUUUGCAGCAUAUAUGCUCUUUUAUGAA